AUGAAUCACAUUGGUGGAUUUAUUACGUUCAUUAAGCCUGGUACAGCGUGUAUAGUACUGGCCGGUGGUGUGGCUAUUAGUGGUCUCACAGAGAAAGCGUUGUUUAGUUUGACAACUAAAGGAAAGGAGUAUCGUAACCUCCCGGAGCCCGCGCUACUCAUUAAUGCGUUUGGCGUGAGUAUAGUGGUGUUCAUUAUAGCUGUGCUAUAUCUGGUCACCCGACCCCAGUAUGCGAGAAAGGAUGUGCCCGCGAUUAAUAAAAAGGAUUAAAGUGCCAAAAAUAUUAAGAUAUUUUGUAGUAAGAUUUUUA
Messenger RNA from Oppiella nova, 310 nucleotides. Lineage: Eukaryota; Metazoa; Arthropoda; Arachnida; Sarcoptiformes; Oppiidae. The record is from the annotation of a GenBank genome assembly.